CCGCUGUCGUCUCCUGCAGGUUUGGCGUUUGCUGUGUUGGAGCGAGCGGCGUUGGGGAUUGUUAAGUGUUCGCGCGUAGACGGCUCGUCUGAUUGGUCGCGCUUGGCGACGACGAGGGGGGGCGAAUAUGAAAACCCCCCGUCAUCGCGGCAGAGCAUGUCCUGCGGUUGGUCCGAUGCGUUGACUGGAACCAACAGAGCCGUCUGUGAAUUGGUCUUGUCUGCAAGGAGUUUAGAUAUUCAUAUAGCUAUCAUGAUGUCCUUCUGUGUACAUGUUCUGAUCGAGUGGUAUUUCCUUGAGUUGUUGGUCUCUGUCUUGCUUGGAUUUCCUUUGAUACUACGAAAUUUCUCUCUACAUCUCUUUAGUUCUCUACAACCGCACUCACUUGGAGGUCACUUUUUAAUCUAAUCAUACACAACAUGGCCUCACGUAGGAGCUGGCGGAGGCUAUGCAUGAUAACCUGGUUUAUCUACACCCAGAGCUUGGUUUCCGGAUUGCAAAUCACGCCCCUCUCGCCGCCAACAUACAACCUUUAUAAUGUCAACCACCAACUUACACCAAGAGCAACAUCACGAGCCGACGCCAGCUGCCCCGUAAAAGGCCACACGGCCUGCGGCAACGGCCUGGCAGACUACUUUUGCUGUUCCAGCGAAACAACAUGCAUGGUCCUCGCAGAGAAGACCACCGCUCUGUGCUGCCCAAAUGGAUCUUCUUGCGACACCAUCUCGCCCAUCACCUGCGACGUCACCUUGCAAGAUGUAAUCGAGAACCCGACGAGCCCGAUCCACACCACAAGACUGAAAGAGUCUCUACCACUAUGCGGAUUCAAGUGUUGUCCGUUUGGGUAUACCUGCCGAGACGGUUCUGCCUGCGUCUUGGAUGACGGCCAGGAACAAGAGGGGUCUCGGACUACGAGCACCUCAGUCUCAUCUGCAAAGACAAGAACAAGGACCGCUACAAGUACGCUUUCAACAACGGCUACCCAGGCAGCGACAUCGACGACAACCGUCGAGACAGUUCCAACUGCCUCGCCAACACCAUCCGCAAACCCAGGCGAUAACUCCCCGACCCCAUCAGCAGUACCAUCCCCCUCAGAAACCGAGAUCCCCGCCCCCGCCGCUGCAGCCGCCUCCCCGAGAACCUCAACAUCAGGCGUCAUCAUCGCAGGCACCACCGUCGCAGCCAUCACCUCGGUAGCAGGCCUAACAUGCCUCCUCUGGUUCAAGCGACGCUCCAUAUCCGAAACCGUCGGAUCCGCAAAGUUCCCGCGCCCCUGGCAACAGCUCCGCGAGCACGGCUCGGACCAGGACGUCUCGCUGCCGCGGUAUAAUUCCCCGCCGCCGGCGUACGCCGUGGAGAUGAAGCCGCCGUUGGCGAAGCCGUAUACGUGGAAACACUACAGCCCGGACUCCUUCAGCCGCGACCGCUAUGACGGCCGCGACGUUGACGACGGUAGUGUCCCUGUCCCAGUGUCCGUUGGACUUGCUCUCGCCGUGGAGUUACCCGCUACGCCGGUAUCCUUUAGCCAGUGGCAUGUUCGGCAGGAAGGGGAGGCGACGAGGCCGCGGUCUCAUUAUGAGCCCUACCGGCGUCCUUCAUAAUUGGGAAUGUCUUUGUAAAAAAAAACCUUAGUUUUGUCUUGGGUGGUUCGGCUUUCUUCUUCGAUAGAUCAAAAUUUGUUUUACCGUCUUUUCUUUGUGUUGUAAAGCUUGCGCUUGUCGAGCAGAUACCUUUAUGAGAAAUAUGAGACACGUUUUCUGUACACUACUACGGGAUAUAGGAAGGAAAAUAUAGAACAGGAUCACGAGUUCGUUUG
Messenger RNA from Colletotrichum godetiae, 1816 nucleotides. RefSeq lists its product as uncharacterized. Lineage: Eukaryota; Fungi; Ascomycota; Sordariomycetes; Glomerellales; Glomerellaceae. The transcript has a single exon. The record is from RefSeq and is a predicted model, not a curated record. Bases 420 to 1601 code for a protein of 393 amino acids.